AUGGAGUUCAUGACCGCCCUCCACUCGACAUUUGAUGAUAGCAAGCCGUCUCUCUUCGAACUAUUAUCCGAAGCGCAACUAGCGUCACUUCUCCCUCCAUCUCUCAGAUAUCUACUUGCUGUUGCAACAAAUCGAUAUCCACGCCACCUUCUGCGUCUUCUCAACUCUUUUGAUGAGGGUUACGCCGUCCUCAUGCUCUUGGUAGAGCGUUACUAUCUCAAGAGAUAUGGUGGUGGCUUUACAGAAAACUUCUACGGUCUAAAGCGUGAAAAAGCGCUCGCUUUGGGCGAGAUCAGCCGCGCAAAUAUGGCAGUGCCCUCCCAAGUACGCGAAGCGCUUGCAUUAACCAAUGCAGAUAUAUGGAAGAACUUGGCUGUAAUGGUAGGAUUACCAUACCUUAAGAGAAAACUUGAUUGGAGCUAUGAUGUCAACGCGCCGCGAGCUCUUUUGGGAGCAAGCUACACGCGCAUGCCAGCGAACCCGACCAUGAAGCAGAGAUUUUUACAUUACUACCGAUGGUUUCUUCGAAAUAUAUAUCCCAGUGUUAAUGCAGCUUACUACUUUUCUACACUAGCAUUCAAUCUUGCGUACUUGUUUGACAAUAGUAAAUACCACUCGCCUUUCUUGUGGUUGAUUGGAACAAGAAUGAGAAGACUAUCAGAGGCAGAUUUUCGAGCUAUUGCUGCACUUGACGAACCGAAGAAAAAGAUAAACGGAAGCUUACUGGAUCCGGGACUUCUUGGAGAUCGAAUCUUGGGGAGCUUAAAGAUCCUACUUCCGACUAGCAUAUUUGCAUUGAAGUUUUUGGAGUGGUGGCAUGCAUCUGACUUUGCACGUCAGCUAUCUCGUAAAGCUACAGAAGGCAUUGUGCUUCCACCUCCCGUGCAACCAGACCCAGCCAUUCGAUUAAAGCCAACUGAUCAGAUCGCUUCAAAUAAAUCUGUGGUCGGCCAGACUGAGGCUCCAUAUGAAUGCGAUAUUUCAGUGUCACAACCAAAGGUUCCGAUCGCCAUGAAAUCUCUACUGCCUAUAUUCACUGUUACGUCAAUACCAGACUCUGAACUAUGUCCCAUAUGCCAGCAAGAAAUAAAGACGGCGACAGCAUGCCAAACUGGUUGGGUAUUUUGUUAUAGUUGUAUUCAUCGCUGGCUAGAAGGCAGUCAUGAAAUGCAAGUAGAGUUUAUGAAAGGGAAAGAAGGAACUUGGGAGAGUGGAAUGGGGAGAUGUGCAGUCAGCGGAAGGCGAGUACUUGGUGGGACUGAAGGUUUACGACGAGUGAUGGUCUAA
Blumeria graminis f. sp. triticale is the source of this 1287-nucleotide messenger RNA. Lineage: Eukaryota; Fungi; Ascomycota; Leotiomycetes; Helotiales; Erysiphaceae. The record is from the annotation of a GenBank genome assembly.